UCUUCUCAGAAUCUCCACUGAAGACAGACCUUGACAGCACUCGCUUCAAUCAGUAUCAGUUCGUCCUUCAGCGACCAAACCCUCAGAAAUCAAUAAUCAUGAAGUGCAUCGCAGCUGUAGUCAUGAUGGCUUUGGCCGUUGUUGCUGAGGCAAACACCGUCGCUUAUUCCGUCCCGCUGGCCUACUCGGCUCCCCACACCACCGUUGUCCAGCAGAACGUGGCCCCACGGUACGUCGCUUCGGUUCCGGUGACCUACGCCGCCGCUCCAGUUGCCUACUCUGCCUACUCCGGAUACACCGCCCCAGUGGCCACGACCUACGUCCAGAACGCCGUCGUUCCUCAGUAUGCCGCUCCGGUGGCCUACGCUGCUGCCCCAGUUGCCACAGUUGUUGCCCAGCCCGCCGUGGCCGUGUACGCCCAGAAGGAAGCUCGCUAUGUGGCCGCCAACCGUGGAGCCGUCCAUGAUGCCCCACUCGCCGGACAUGCUGUGUCCCAGCAGUCGCUGAACCUGGAACCAGCUGCCGGAACCGUUUAAAUUUUUUGUUGCUAGCAAAAAACUGAUUCGGACCCUGAUACUGAUCCCAAUGCAAUUAAAUGUUGUGUUGCAAUUUAGUGAUUUAGUUUAAGAAACAUGUCAAGUCGAAUAAAUGCUGUUUGUUUGUAAUUUAAAA
Messenger RNA from Culex pipiens pallens (northern house mosquito), 672 nucleotides. RefSeq names its product adult cuticle protein 1-like. The record is from RefSeq and is a predicted model, not a curated record. The coding region runs from base 99 to 536 and encodes 145 amino acids. NCBI's taxonomy places the organism in Eukaryota, Metazoa, Arthropoda, Insecta, Diptera, Culicidae. The transcript has 2 exons.